AUGUCAAGUCCGUCUUCAUCAUGUUCGCCCUCUUCAUCAGCGGUAACCAUUCCAAUACCUGGCAAGUCCAUUUUGAAGCGUCCUCCACCCGCGCAAACCGGCAUCUUCUCUCGAAUCAAGGGUUUUCUUCCAACACAAUCUCCCGCUUCUGUUACCGACGACAUCAAACCUCUCAAGCGUGCCCAUUUCAUACUUCCCCAACUCGUCACAGUUUACCCUAUAUCCUCUAUCAACCCUCCAUCAACACCCACGCUCAAAGAUGAGAGGCGGGCAAUCGAAGAGAGAGAGGCGGAGAGACGCAGGAGAGUUGUCAGAGGCAACUCUAUUGGUCCUAAUGAGACGGAAGAUUGGUGGAAUUUGGAAAAGGUGGAAUCGUUUUACAGAGAGUGUUGUGCAUCAAGAGAGGAAGAACCGGACCCUGCGAUUUCUGCUGCCUUUAAGCGUGCAUCAGGCACGAACCCUCGCUCUGUCGAUCUGUCUGGUGUACAAUUGACACCUACAUCUGCCGCGAUCCUCUCUGACGUGUUUACGAUCGAGUGGGGUCUUCGAAAGCUCACCCUUCGAGAGUGUGAUUUGGAUGAAUAUAAAUUGAAACUUAUGCUUCAUGCCCUGCUUAUACCUGGCACGCUUGUUUUCCUCUCCGUCGCCUCAAACCGUCGCCUCAAAACGCCGGCGUUUAAGGUGCUAGGUUUUUAUGCUUCAAAAGCAAAAAGUUUACAAUUCCUCGACCUCUCACAAACAAAUCUAGACAAGAAGGCAAUAGAGUAUAUCGUAGUCUCAUUGACAACAGCACCUGAGCCUGGUUUAAUCUCUCUCCGUCUAGACGACUGCUCUCUCAGAGUGCCAGCGCUGGACGUACUUGCCCGAGUUAUUCGUAAUUCAUCUCUUCGUAACGUUUCUUUGCGGCAUAAUCGCAUCAAUGCAACAGGAGCUGUCGCACUUGCUCUCAUGAUCCGAGACUACCCAGACGUAGUCCCUACUACUCCCAACUCAUCUACCUUUCCUCCACAAGUCUCUUCCCCACCUUCCUCUCCAAAUCCUCCUUACGCACAUCUACCUCCUCCGUCACCAGUUGCCCGCACAGGACCAGUACUGCCUCCUCCACGCCAUCCAUCGUCCAUGUCUCCUCAAACAACUUACACGCCGUACGUACCUCGUACUCGCCGAGGUGUUGCAGCAGCACAGCCUCCCCCUCUCUCAGCUUCUGGUCAACCCGUCCCCAUCAUCACAUCAAAUCCACAGGGAGGUGUCACCACCCGCCAUCUUGCACCAAAUACCGGGCCUCAACGAUUGGAGGGUGGACUCCAUCCUAAUGGUACAGCCCACAGACAUGACGAUGGUCCCAGUGCUGCACUCUUGGACAAGGUGCGCGCUCUCGAUGCGUUGCCAAGGCUUGGAGCUCUCCGCACGUUGGAUUUGCGAGGCAACGACCUUCGCAAUGGUGUUACUUAUCUGGCACAAGUACUCAAACGAAACAGGACGCUCAAGGUCCUGAACUUGAGCGAAAACAAGCUGGAUGUUCAGUGCUUAGUGUCAAUUGCCGAGGCGCUGAAAUACAAUCUUUGCUUAGAAACUUUGGACCUCAGUCGGAAUCCCUGCUCUGGUCCUGGUCUCGAAGGCAUUCAAUCGCUCCGAACGGCCUUCACAUUGAAUAACGCUCUCAAGCGCCUAUUUCUCUCCUCUACCAACAUGACUUCACAAGGCGCUAUCGCGCUCGCAGAGUUCCUCCCUGAAUCAAACUCCUUGCUCCACCUUGAUCUCACGGUCAAUAACUUGGACAUCGCUGCCAUUAUGGCGCUUAGCUCGGGACUGAAGGCCAAUCACACGAUGAGGUGUCUCGAUGUCAAUAUACCUCCAGAUGACGAGGAAUUUGCCAAAAUGUGUCGCGAAAUUCUCAACACUUGUAUCCGGAAUACGGAGGAAGCGGAAAAAGCGGCACAUGUUUCUGAUGGAAUUCGUAGUCCGGCGAGCAAUAGAGGACUCGGUAAGGGUGUAUGGAACAUGAUCCAGGAAAGCGAGCUUGCGAAGUCGAUACGUCAAGGUGGCGGACUCAAGAAUAAUACUGAGAUUGUAUCAAGAGCGUAUGCGCUGCUAUCUCAAAUUCAGAACUCGACGAAUAGCCCAAGGUCUAUUUCAGUUACAUCCUCUGGCGCAUCCUCCCCGACCGUCGUGGCACCCGCGGACCAAGACCUCGUUCAGCAAGCCAAGGCCACGGUUGAUGACAUUACAGAAAAAGUGCAGACUGCGACAGACAUCGUCCUGCUCGAAGAGCUGUUGGGCCUCUGCGAUAAACUGAACAGUGCUAUCACACAGUUGUCAUUGAAUCCUUCAAGCAAAUCACUACUUCAUGGUCUUGCGUUAGACAUUCCCAGCGGGGUCGUCGGUUCCGCUGAUGGAGAUACUCUACACGAGAGCCCUGCAGAUCUGUCAGAGGAUGAAGCACCACUGACUCCGAAGGUAGAUAAAGGAAAAGGUCGAGCAGAACCAGAGCCGGAGGAACCGGAGAAAGUGUUGAGUCCCACUUUCAUGAUAACCGAAUCCGAGGACGAGGAUGAAGACGACAACAGAUUCUUGGUCGAGGAGGACCAAAUUGGUGUCCCUUCUCCUGUGGUUAGGUCGAAAAUUUGGGUUGAAGAAGAAGGGGAAAUUUUCCGAAAAGGCGCUGUCCUUCUCGGACCUGAGGAGAUGGAAGGAGAGUAUGCUGGCGAAGACCUCCGUCGUGAGUUGUUGGAAGCGAUGGUCGAACGGGCUCCUCCUCGCGGAAUCAUCGAUGAAUUUGGCAUGGAUCUAGACGUGAUUGUGCCUGAAACAGUUUCUCCUCCACCAGAGGAACCUCUGCGGCCGCCACCACGCCCAUACAUCUCCCGCACUCGUUCCACAUCUUCCAAUGGAUCAACGGGAGACCUACAUUCCCCCAAUUCGCCUACCAACUCGAUGGCUGCUGCGAAAAGCCCCAUUUCGCCAGCAUCACCAGCCUCACGGGCAUUUCCAGGAAGCUUCUCAUCAAGCUCCCCUGCCGAGCCUCGAUAAGGCCUUGUGCCCUUCGUACACCAUUUAUUUCACUACUUUGACUAUUCCAUACGGACACGCCAUAUACCUGUCAUCCAUAUUAGUUGUAAGAUGUGAAAUAUCUAUCGUUCAAAGAUAUUAUUUUGCGUUUGCCUGCUGGGAAUCACCGUAUAUUAUCUUAAAAUUGUGCAUUUAAUGUGACCAGAACGUACGAGUUGGAGCCCCUGACAGGCGCCGUAGCAACGUUAUGCUUGGGUUCGCUUAAGCAAUCUCUCCAAUUAUAUAACUCUACCUACCCAA
Molecule: messenger RNA, 3309 nt
Organism: Suillus clintonianus
Lineage: Eukaryota; Fungi; Basidiomycota; Agaricomycetes; Boletales; Suillaceae
Exons: 12
Coding region: 1-3030 (1009 amino acids)
Molecular function (GO): protein binding
Source: RefSeq, a predicted model, not a curated record